AUGCCUUUCUUGCCUAACAGCAGACCAGCACAAACUACAACUACAGCUUCAUCAACCACAUCUCCAACAACAAGCAAUCCAACAACAUCCGCAGCUGUAACAUCUGAAGCCACGACUAUUACUACAGUACCUUCAACUUCAGAGAGUACACCAGCACAAACCACAACUACAGCUUUAUCGACCACAUCUCCAACAACGAGCAAUCCAACAACAUCCACAGCUGUAACAUCUGAAUCCACUACUCUUACUACAAUACCUUCAACUUCAGAGAGUACACCAGCACAAACUACAACUACAGCUUCAUCAACCACAUCUCCAACAACAAGCAAUCCAACAACAUCAGCAGCUGUAACAUCUGAAGCCACGACUCUUACUACAAUACCUUCAACUUCAGAGAGUACACCAGCACAAACCACAACUACAGCUUCAUCAACCACAUCUCCAACAACAAGCAAUCCAACAACAUCCGCAGCUGUAACAUCUGAAGCCACAACUCUUACUACAAUACCUUCAACUUCAGAGAGUACACCAGCACAAACUACAACUACAGCUUCGUCAACCACAUAUCCAACAACAAGCAAUCCAACAACAUCCGCAGCUGUAACGUCUGAAUCCAUGACUCUUACUACAAUACCUUCAACUUCAGAGAGUACACCAGCACAAACCACAACUACAGCUUCAUCAACCACAUCUCCAACAACAAGCAAUCCAACAACAUCCGCAGCUGUAACAUCUGAAACCACGACUCUUACUACAAUACCUUCAACUUCAGAGAGUACACCAGCACAAACUACAACUACAGCUUCAUCAACCACAUCUCCAACAACAAGCAAUCCAACAACAUCAGCAGCUGUAACAUCUGAAUCCACGACUCUUACUACAGUAACUUCAACUUCAGAGAGUACACCAGCACAAACUACAACUACAGCUUCAUCAACCACAUCUCCAACAACAAGCAAUCCAACAACAUCCGCAGCUGUAACAUCUGAAUCCACGACUCUUACUACAAAACCUUCAACUUCAGAGAGUACACCAGCACAAACUACAACUACAGCUUCAUCAACCACAUCUCCAACAACAAGCAAUCCAACAACAUCUGCAGCUGUAACAUCUGAAUCCACGACUCUUACUACAAUACCUUCAACUUCAGAGAGUACACCAGCACAAACUACAACUACAGCUUCAUCAACCACAUCUCCAACAACAAGCAAUCCAACAACAUCCGCAGCUGUAACGUCUGAAUCCACGACUCUUACUACAAUACCUUCAACUUCAGAGAGUACACCAGCACAAACCACAACUACAGCUUCAUCAACCACAUCUCCAACAACAAGCAAUCCAACAACAUCCGCAACUGUAACAUCUGAAAUCACGACUCUUACUACAAUACCUUCAACUUCAGAGAGUACACCAGCACAAACUACAACUACAGCUUCAUCAACCACAUCUCCAACAACAAGCAAUCCAACAACAUCAGCAGCUGUAACAUCUGAAUCCACGACUCUUACUACAGUAACUCCAACUUCAGAGAGUACACCAGCACAAACUACAACUACAGCUUCAUCAACCACAUCUCCAACAACAAGCAAUCCAACAACAUCCGCAGCUGUUACACCAGCACAAACCACAACUACAGCUUCUUCAACCACAUCUCCAACAACAAGCAAUCCAACAACAUCCGCAGCUGUAACAUCUGAAUCCACUACUCUUACUACAAAACCUUCAACUUCAGAGAGUACACCAGCACAAACUACAAUUACAGCUUCAUCAACCACAUCUCCAACAACAAGCAAUCCAACAACAUCCGCAGCUGUAACAUCUGAAUCCACUACUCUUACUACAAUACCUUCAACUUCACAGAGUACACCAGCACAAACUACAACUACAGCUUCAUCAACCACAUCUCCAACAACAAGCAAUCCAACAACAUCCGCAGCUGUAACAUCUGAAUCCACUACUCUUACUACAAAACCUUCAACUUCAGAGAGUACACCAGCACAAACUACAACUACAGCUUCAUCAACCACAUCUCCAACAACAAGCAAUCCAACAACAUCCACAGCUGUAACAUCUGAAUCCACGACUCUUACUACAAAACCUUCAACUUCAGAGAGUACACCAGCACAAACUACAACUACAGCUUCAUCAACCACAUCUCCAACAACAAGCAAUCCAACAACAACUACAGCUUCAUCAACCACAUCUCCAACAACAAGCAAUCCAACAACAUCCGCAGCUGUAACAUCUGAAUCCACUACUCUUACUACAAAACCUUCAACUUCAGAGAGUACACCAGCACAAACUACAACUACAGCUUCAUCAACCACAUCUCCAACAACAAGCAAUCCAACAACAUCCACAGCUGUAACAUCUGAAUCCACGACUCUUACUACAAAACCUUCAACUUCAGAGAGUACACCAGCACAAACUACAACUACAGCUUCAUCAACCACAUCUCCAACAACAAGCAAUCCAACAACAUCCACAGCUGUAACAUCUGAAUCCACGACUCUUACUACAAAACCUUCAACUUCAGAGAGUACACCAGCACAAACUACAACUACAGCUUCAUCAACCACAUCUCCAACAACAAGCAAUCCAACAACAUCCGCAGCUGUAACAUCUGAAUCCACGAUUCUUACUACAAAACCUUCAACUUCAGAGAGUACACCAGCACAAACUACAACUACAGCUUCAUCAACCACAUCUCCAACAACAAGCAAUCCAACAACAUCCGCAGCUGUAACAUCUGAAGCCACGACUCUUACUACAAUACCUUCAACUUCAGAGAGUACACCAGCACAAACUACAACUACAGCUUCAUCAACCACAUCUCCAACAACAAGCAAUCCAACAACAUCCACAGCUGUAACAUCUGAAGCCACGACUCUUACUACAAUACCUUCAACUUCAGAGAGUACACCAGCACAAACUACAACUACAGCUUCAUCAACCACAUCUCCAACAACAAGCAAUCCAACAACAUCCACAGCUGUAACAUCUGAAUCCACGACUCUUACUACAAAACCUUCAACUUCAGAUAGUACACCAGCACAAACUACAACUACAGCUUCAUCAACCACAUCUCCAACAACAAGCAAUCCAACAACAUCCGCAGCUGUAACAUCUGAAUCCACUACUCUUACUACAAUACCUUCAACUUCACAGAGUACACCAGCACAAACUACAACUACAGCUUCAUCAACCACAUCUCCAACAACAAGCAAUCCAACAACAUCCACAGCUGUAACAUCUGAAUCCACUACUCUUACUACAAUACCUUUAACUUCAGAGAGUACACCAGCACAAACUACAACUACAGCUUCAUCAACCACAUCUCCAACAACAAGCAAUCCAACAACAUCCACAGCUGUAACAUCUGAAUCCACGACUCUUACUACAAAACCUUCAACUUCAGAGAGUACACCAGCACAAACUACAACUACAGCUUCAUCAACCACAUCUCCAACAACAAGCAAUCCAACAACAUCCGCAGCUGUAACAUCUGAAUCCACGACUCUUACUACAAAACCUUCAACUUCAGAGAGUACACCAGCACAAACUACAACUACAGCUUCAUCAACCACAUCUCCAACAACAAGCAAUCCAACAACAUCCGCAGCUGUAACAUCUGAAUCCACGAUUCUUACUACAAAACCUUCAACUUCAGAGAGUACACCAGCACAAACUACAACUACAGCUUCAUCAACCACAUCUCCAACAACAAGCAAUCCAACAACAUCCGCAGCUGUAACAUCUGAAGCCACGACUCUUACUACAAUACCUUCAACUUCAGAGAGUACACCAGCACAAACUACAACUACAGCUUCAUCAACCACAUCUCCAACAACAAGCAAUCCAACAACAUCCACAGCUGUAACAUCUGAAGCCACGACUCUUACUACAAUACCUUCAACUUCAGAGAGUACACCAGCACAAACUACAACUACAGCUUCAUCAACCACAUCUCCAACAACAAGCAAUCCAACAACAUCCACAGCUGUAACAUCUGAAUCCACGACUCUUACUACAAAACCUUCAACUUCAGAUAGUACACCAGCACAAACUACAACUACAGCUUCAUCAACCACAUCUCCAACAACAAGCAAUCCAACAACAUCCGCAGCUGUAACAUCUGAAUCCACUACUCUUACUACAAUACCUUCAACUUCACAGAGUACACCAGCACAAACUACAACUACAGCUUCAUCAACCACAUCUCCAACAACAAGCAAUCCAACAACAUCCACAGCUGUAACAUCUGAAUCCACUACUCUUACUACAAUACCUUUAACUUCAGAGAGUACACCAGCACAAACUACAACUACAGCUUCAUCAACCACAUCUCCAACAACAAGCAAUCCAACAACAUCCACAGCUGUAACAUCUGAAUCCACGACUCUUACUACAAAACCUUCAACUUCAGAGAGUACACCAGCACAAACUACAACUACAGCUUCAUCAACCACAUCUCCAACAACAAGCAAUCCAACAACAUCCGCAGCUGUAACAUCUGAAUCCACGACUCUUACUACAAUACCUUCAACUUCAGAGAGUACACCAGCACAAACUACAACUACAGCUUCAUCAACCACAUCUCCAACAACAAGCAAUCCAACAACAUCCACAGCUGUAACAUCUGAAUCCACGACUCUUACUACAAAACCUUCUACUUCAGAGAGUACACCAGCACAAACUACAACUACAGCUUCAUCAACCACAUCUCCAACAACAAGCAAUCCAACAACAUCCACAGCUGUAACAUCUGAAGCCACGACUCUUACUACAAAACCUUCAACUUCAGAGAGUACACCAGCACAAACUACAACUACAGCUUCAUCAACCACAUCUCCAACAACAAGCAAUCCAACAACAUCCGCAGCUGUAACAUCUGAAGCCACGACUCUUACUACAAUACCUUCAACUUCAGAGAGUACACCAGCACAAACUACAACUACAGCUUCAUCAACCACAUCUCCAACAACAAGCAAUCCAACAACAUCCGCAGCUGUAACAUCUGAAUCCACUACUCUUACUACAAAACCUUCAACUUCAGAGAGUACACCAGCACAAACUACAAUUACAGCUUCAUCAACCACAUCUCCAACAACAAGCAAUCCAACAACAUCCGCAGCUGUAACAUCUGAAUCCACUACUCUUACUACAAUACCUUCAACUUCACAGAGUACACCAGCACAAACUACAACUACAGCUUCAUCAACCACAUCUCCAACAACAAGCAAUCCAACAACAUCCGCAGCUGUAACAUCUGAAGCCACAACUCUUACUACAAUACCUUCAACUUCAGAGAGUACACCAGCACAAACUACAAUUACAGCUUCAUCAACCACAUCUCCAACAACAAGCAAUCCAACAAAAUCCACAGCUGUAACUUCUGAAUCCACGACUCUUACUACAAAACCUUCAACUUCAGAGAGUACACCAGCACAAACUACAACUACAGCUUCAUCAACCACAUCUCCAACAACAAGCAAUCCAACAACAUCCGCAGCUUUAACAUCCGAAUCCACGACUCUUACUACAAUACCUUCAACUUCAGAGAGUACACCAGCACAAACCACAACUACAGCUUCUUCAACCACAUCUCCAACAACAAGUAAUCCAACAACAUCCGCAGCUGUAACAUCUGAAUCCACGACUCUUACUACAAUACCUUCAACUUCAGAGAGUACAUCAGCAAAAACCACAACUACAGCUUCAUCAACCACAUCUCCAACAACAAGCAAUCCAACAACAUCCACAGCUGUAACAUCUGAAUCCACAACUCUUACUACAAAACCUUCAACUUCACAGAGUACACCAGCACAAACUACAAUUACAGCUUCAUCAACCACAUCUCCAACAACAAGCAAUCCAACAACAUCCACAGCUGUAACAUCUGAAUCCACGACUCAUACUACAAUACCUUCAAUUUCAGAGAGUACACCAGCACAAACUACAACUACAGAUUCAUCAACCACAUCUCCAACAACAAGCAAUCCAACAACAUCCGCAGCUGUAACAUCUGAAUCCUCUACUCUUACCUCAAAACCUUCAACUUCAGAGAGUACACCAGCACAAACUACAACUACAACUUCUUCAACCACAUCUCCAACAACAAGUAAUCCAACAACAUCCGCAGCUGUAACAUCUGAAUCCACUACUCUUACUACACUGUGA
Molecule: messenger RNA, 6180 nt
Organism: Puntigrus tetrazona (Sumatra barb)
Lineage: Eukaryota; Metazoa; Chordata; Actinopteri; Cypriniformes; Cyprinidae
Gene: muc13a
Product: mucin 13a, cell surface associated
Exons: 5
Coding region: 1-6180 (2059 amino acids)
Source: RefSeq, a predicted model, not a curated record